Rhincodon typus (whale shark) is the source of this 4586-nucleotide messenger RNA. RefSeq names its product leucine rich repeat containing 4Ba (gene lrrc4ba). Lineage: Eukaryota; Metazoa; Chordata; Chondrichthyes; Orectolobiformes; Rhincodontidae. The record is from RefSeq and is a predicted model, not a curated record. The transcript is spliced from 2 exons. Bases 224 to 2185 code for a protein of 653 amino acids. Gene Ontology annotation, cellular component: plasma membrane. Gene Ontology annotation, molecular function: protein binding.
UGGUGAAGGAAAUGCUCGGGAGUCCCAGUGAGUUUCGGCGACUGUAUCUCUGCUACCACCUACUCUGGGACUGAGCGGAGAAGGAAGGGAAUAUUGUUGUGGUGAGGAGAUGGAAGGAGGCGGAAUACAUAAGAAGCUCUUCAUGGGAGACCAGCAGCAACAGCUCGGAGAGGCCCACAGAGAAAUCUGGAUGGUUUGGUCAAGAAUUCUUCAUAAAUUAUGAAUGGGAGCGAUGAUGAUGACGAUGAUGAAGGCACAUCACACGCAGAGGAUGAGAUUCAAUUUGGGCAGGACUGUUUGCCGUCUCGUGUUUUUGACCCUUUGGACUUUGUCACUGCUGACUGGACUGGUCCAGUCUCACAUCUGCCCCAAGGGCUGCUCCUGCAGCAACCAGUUCAGCAAGGUGAUCUGCACAAGGUUUGAGCUGCGGGAGGUUCCUGACAGCAUCUCAACUAAUACACGCUACCUUAACCUGCAGGAGAACAUCAUCCAGGUCAUCAAGGCGGAUACCUUCAAGCAACUACGGCACCUGGAGAUUCUGCAGCUCAGCAAGAAUCUGAUCCGCCAGGUGGAAGUCGGAGCCUUCAACGGCCUCACCAACCUCAACACGCUGGAGCUGUUCGACAACCGGCUCACCACGGUGCCCAGUGCGGCUUUUGAGUAUCUGUCGAAGCUCCGGGAACUUUGGCUGAGGAACAAUCCCAUUGAGAGCAUCCCUUCCUACGCCUUCAACCGUGUACCCUCGCUGCGACGCCUAGACCUGGGCGAGCUGAAGAAGCUGGAGUACAUUUCGGACGCGGCUUUUGAGGGCCUGAUCAACCUGAGGUACCUCAACCUGGGCAUGUGCAACCUGGCGGAGAUCCCGAACCUCACACCCCUCAUUAAGCUGGAGGAGCUGGAGUUGUCUGGCAACCGGCUGGAGGUCAUCCAGCCCGGCUCCUUCCAGGGCCUCACCAACCUGCGCAAGUUGUGGCUGAUGCACGCCCAGAUCCAAUUGAUCGAGCGCAACGCCUUCGAUGACCUGCAAUCGCUGGAGGAGCUCAACCUGUCUCACAACAACCUGACAUCACUGCCACAUGACCUCUUCACACCUUUGCACCGGCUGGAGAGGGUCCACCUCAACCACAACCCCUGGCAUUGUAAUUGCGAUGUUUUGUGGCUCAGCUGGUGGCUGAAGGAAACAGUGCCCAGCAACACUACCUGCUGUGCCCGCUGCCACUCACCGCCCAACCUGAAGGCCCGCUACAUCGGCGAGCUGGACCAGAGUCACUUCACAUGCUACGCACCGGUCAUUGUGGAACCACCCACCGACCUCAACGUGACCGAGGGCAUGGCGGCUGAGCUCAAGUGCCGGGCGGCCACUUCCAUGACCUCUGUCAACUGGAUGACCCCCAACGGCACAUUAAUGACCCAUGGUUCAUACCGGGUGCGCAUCUCAGUGCUGCAUGACGGCACGCUCAACUUCACCAAUGUGACAGUGCAGGACACAGGCCUGUACACCUGCCUGGUCAGCAAUUCAGCCGGCAAUGCCACAGCCUCAGCCACACUCAAUGUCUCGGCUGUUGACAGCAGCAACAGCUACAGCUACUUCACCACCGUAACAGUGGAGACAGUGGAGGUGGUGGAUGAGCCUCGGUCGACUGAACGCGAGCCUGGGCCCACACCAUCUGGCCGCUGGGAAACACCUUACUCUACCACCUCCCACACCCCCCGUAGCACCAAGUCCACCGAGAAGGCCUUCACUGUGCCCAUCACCACCGAGGUGACAGACAAUAUCAUGGCUGGCCUGGACGAUGUGAUGAAGACAACCAAAAUUAUCAUUGGCUGCUUCGUUGCCAUCACCUUCUUGGCCGCCGUCAUGCUCAUCAUCUUCUAUAAGCUGCGCAAACAGCACCAGCUCCACAAACACCAUGGGCAGACCCGCACCAUCGAGAUCAUUAAUGUGGAGGACGACAUGGCGGAGGCCACACCUGGUGACAGCUGCCUGACUCUCCCAGCUGUUGACCAUGAGCACCUCAACCAUUACACGGCUUACAAGGCCCACUAUAACAACAACACCACCACCACUGGUGGAGGAGGCGGCAGCACCCUGAACUGCACCAAAAACCCGCUUCACAACUCUGUGCACGAACCGCUACUCUUUAAAUCCAGCUCCAAAGAGAACGUGCAAGAGACGCAGAUUUAAUAACAUGCCCACCACUGGUCAGUCAACUCGAUGCUUAAAUGCAAAACUGCAAACAGGAAAAAAAUGGGGAGUGAAUAACUGGCUGCAGAACUGAACGCUUUGUUGCACCUCCAAACCCUUCCCCUCUACCACAGCCCUUCCAAGCCCCCAACACCCCCUGCCCCACCAACGUUUAUCUUCCCCACCCACCCAUUACCCCAAUUACAGUCUAAGACUGUUUCGGCAGAUUAAGGUGUGUAGCAGUCCAGUGUAACACUGUAUUGUAGCUGUCAAUCAGUCCAGUUAUUGACUUGUACAGAUGGACCCAAUAGGGCUGCAAUCAUUGGCAAUGUCUCUUUUCUCUCUUGUUCUGUGUCUCAUUGUAAACCCCUUUCUUGGUUCUGUAGUCCUGUCUGGGCUAUCAUUUUCAGUGUAUCCAUUAGACCCAUUUUCUAAGCUUUGCACUAAGUCAUCUGCUGUCUUCCAUCAGUCCCAUUGUCCUAACUGUACCAUCCGGACAGGUAGCCAUCUGCAGUGUCCCAGUAGACCCACAGUCCUGACUCUUUCAUUGGACUGGUAGCCAUCUGCAGUGUCCCAUCAGUCUCACUUUCCUGACUCUAUCAUUCAGACUGGCAGCCAUUUAUGUAUCCCAUCAGUCCAAGCCAGCAAUAUCCCACUUUGUCCCAUUCUAAUAAUGACUUUCAUGACUCUUCACUCUGGACUGACAGCCAUUUGCAAUCACCAGUGAAUAACCUGGUUGACCUUUCAAACGGCCCCGAAGUUCAAAAAGUCAACACACUUCUGACCAAGAUUAGUGACAUUAUCAUCACAAGGAACAUGAAGCCCUAUAGCAUCUUAUAUUUUCCAUCUGUGGAAUGCAAAUGAGUCAGAAUUUGAAAGGGCCCUAUCUCAUCCUCUGGUGGUCAUUUUGAGGAUGCUUCGGGGGAAAUAUGACAUUGGAUAUACUCAAAACCCAUGUUGCAGGUGAGGAACCAACAUCAGAAUUUCUGCGAUGUGAAGCUACAAAUGAACAGUGUCACUAGGUUGAAUUAAUCUCAAAGACUUCUUGGGAGAUUAUUACAAGCAAGGCUUCAAUGCAGCUGUGGAGAGAGGCAAUGGAACCUCAGGGGGCAGGGGGUCUACAAUGGAAUUCUUUCAGGAAACACCCAACAACGGACCUCUCGUUGAUAUUUUGUGGGCUGUCCUAUCUAUUCCCCUCCAAGAUGUUUAACCAAACAGUCUGUAGGGUUCUGGGAUCUGAGGAAGAUUCUCAACCAAUUAAUCUAACUCCCAUUUUUACAGAUAAACUGUAAGGUCUCAAUUUUGACCCUUGUGAUUGAGCCAACCCCUCCCUCCUAGCUGGGUGACAUUUACGAAUGCUUUCUGUGGAUGCAAGAGGACAUUUUGAAACACCAGCUCUUGAAAUUUGAUUGUGAAAAUACAUGACCCUUUCAAAGGAAAGGGGAGGGGGGUAAGCACGUUUUAAACUCCAUUAUGACAAAAGGAGGUUACGUCUGACGCAGUUUAUUUUUUAAUGGUCUAGUGUAAUGGGCACUGUCCUGUUCUUCUGUCAACAGCCCCACACUGUAGGUCAAAACUGAGAAAAGGGAGCAGGGAUCGCCAUUGCAUGCUCCAAUGUCUAUUCUGUUAUAAGCUCAAUCCUUUCCUUUACACAUGGAUCCAAUUUCCUAGCCCCAGAUCUAUCAGCCAUUUCUGCAGCACAUUCGCCACUCUCUGACUUCUUGUACUUGUCACCUGACUGACAAGAGUGGGUAGGGAGUUGGGUCUCAGUGGGGAGAAGCAAGCCAGCACUUCACUCUUGCGGAACCCAUUUCCAUGAUUAUUGUUCUCUGUUUCUGAACCCUUCCUCCUCUUUCUUGAUGAGGCAAGAAGAUUAAGCAUUGAGUGUAGAGCCCAAAGGAUUCACAGCAAUCAUUAAGUUUUAGUUUCUUUAACAGAAUUAUUCACAAAAGGGUGAGGUUAGAUGAAGGAAAUAUUAGCAACGUCAAAGGUACUGAGUUGCUUCUUUUGUGAUUCUUAAGUAUUUCUGAAGCUUGUUGUGCGGUUCAUAUAAGAAAAAGGAAACACAGUUACUUUAUCUUUUCUGGUAUUAUAUUUAACUGUGAGAUGUAAGGGGUCACAAAAAACUAUACUAGUAUGAGAAAGCCUAAUCAAGACUGGCCUGUCCACUCUUGCCAAAGGUCACUGGAUGUUCAGUUCCUUUCGAAUUCUGGAAUUCCAAAACCUUUGUCACUGGGACAUAGACACAAGCUCGCUCACUCACUCCAAAGUAUGAAGCGCUCUCACAACAGCAUUAAGAAGCCUCAACUGAGAUGGUCCUUAAAAGUAAGAAAAGCUCCCUGGUCUACACUGUGGGGCAACAACAGUCAUGAGGCCAAUCAAAAGCCUGAUACAUGGGAGA